This is a messenger RNA of Fusarium odoratissimum NRRL 54006, 512 nucleotides long. RefSeq lists its product as uncharacterized. The record is from RefSeq and is a predicted model, not a curated record. Lineage: Eukaryota; Fungi; Ascomycota; Sordariomycetes; Hypocreales; Nectriaceae. The coding region runs from base 27 to 512 and encodes 161 amino acids. The transcript has a single exon.
GAUACCUAUCUCGACACGACAAAACAAUGGCGACAAAUCAGACAUUCUGGCCUGGACCCAUAACCAUAGUGGGCACAGGAAACAUUAUUAAACGGCGCGACAUAAACAUUGGCACCGACCUUGAGGAAUGGCAGCAGCGCCACGAUGCUUUUCUUGACGCUCCUUUACAUUUGCUCACUGAAACAGGGUUCAGUCAAAGCAACGGGUUUUACGGCCCCUUUGAAUUGGAAGAUGAAUUCUAUACCGCCUCGGCCCCUUUCAACAAAGCCAUUGGCAGUGUUCGGACGGGCUUCAGCACUCAGCAGAUGGAAACUCUGCGGAACCAGCUUCGAAUUGCAAAGCAACGAAACUUGAAGUCAAGAUUAUGGGGAUUGCCUGAUUGGCCGAUAUCGUAUAGGGACUACGUGUGGAAAAUACUUAUGCAAGAGGGGAUUGAUUUACUGAAUGCAAAUGACAUCGCCAGUGUAGCGAUAAAGUAUCGACAGUUAGGAUACCCAAGGGAAGCUGCAUAA